Cucumis melo (muskmelon) is the source of this 1189-nucleotide messenger RNA. RefSeq lists its product as uncharacterized. The record is from RefSeq and is a predicted model, not a curated record. NCBI's taxonomy places the organism in Eukaryota, Viridiplantae, Streptophyta, Magnoliopsida, Cucurbitales, Cucurbitaceae. The transcript has a single exon. The coding region runs from base 188 to 1123 and encodes 311 amino acids.
UCUCCACCUCAAAGCUUCAGAAAAUUUCUCCACAAUACCUAACCUUCUCUCUCCCUCUCUCUCACAUUCUUCCCAAAACCAAAAUCCCCAAAAAUUCCAAAUUCAAUCUUGAAUGAAUGAAUGAAUGAACGAAUGGAAUGAUUGAUCCUAACUCCAAUGCAACCAUUUCCUUCUUCUUCCUCCAACCAUGUCUUUUAGCCGCUCAAUGCGCUCUCAAUCCCUCGCCAAUCCUCCUCCCUUAGCCGAGAAAAUCACCGAAGAACCAAUCACCAGCAAAACCGCUCAAAGUACCGUCACCUGUUUCUACCAAGCCAACAUCGCCGGUUUCUGGCGCAACGUCACCGUUUUAUGGUGUAAGAAUCUCAUGAACCAUACUUUAACCAUCACCAUUCAAAGUCUUCAAGGUGAUUUCCAUUGCAAUUACAAAAUCGACGUUAAGCCUUGGCAUUUUUGGAGCAAGAAAGGCUUCAAAUCCCUUGAAUUAGACGGAAAUCAAAUCGAUAUUUAUUGGGAUGUUCGUUCUGCUAAAUUCUCUACCGGUCCUGAACCUUACUCUGAUUUCUAUGUCGCUUUAGUCUCCGAUGAGGAAGUCGUUUUGCUUUUAGGUGAUUACAAGAAGAAAGCUUAUAAAAGGACUAAAUCUAGACCUGCUCUUCUUGAUGCCAUUUUGAUUUACAAAAAGGAAAAUGUCUUUGCCAAAAAGUGCUUUUCAACUCGGGCUAAAUUCGACGAUCGUCGUAAGGAAUGUGAUAUUGUUGUUGAGAUUUCCACUUCGGGCGCUAAAGAUCCGGAGAUGUGGAUCAGUAUCGACGGCAUUGUUCUUGUUCAGGUAAAGAAUUUGCAGUGGAAAUUCCGGGGAAAUCAAACGGUCCUCGUUAACAAGCAAUCGGUUCAAGUCCUAUGGGAUGUUCACGAUUGGCUCUUCACUAACCCUGGAACUGGUCAUGGUUUGUUCAUUUUUAAACCCGGUCCACCCGAAUCGGAAAGCGACAAGGAAGGUAGCGGCGGCGGCGGGGCGUUGGAACCCAGUGACGACGGCAGUAUCUAUUACUCGACUCGGAGUAUGAACUCGUCUCACCAGACCGAGUUCUGCCUUUUCCUUUAUGCGUGGAAAUUGGAAUGAUUUAUUUCUACAAAAAAGAAAAAAAGAAAAGAAAAUAACGUUUUUUUUUUCUUUAACUACGAAACU